This is a messenger RNA of Condylura cristata (star-nosed mole), 783 nucleotides long. Its product is annotated as chymotrypsinogen B-like. The transcript is spliced from 7 exons. Gene Ontology annotation, molecular function: serine-type endopeptidase activity. Gene Ontology annotation, biological process: proteolysis. The record is from RefSeq and is a predicted model, not a curated record. Bases 1 to 777 code for a protein of 258 amino acids. Lineage: Eukaryota; Metazoa; Chordata; Mammalia; Eulipotyphla; Talpidae.
AUGGCCUUCCUCUGGCUGCUCUCCUGCACUGCCCUUCUCAGGGCCACCUUCGGCUGUGGGGUCCCGGCCACUCCCCGGGUUGUGAGUGGCAUAGAGAGGAUCGUCAGUGGGAAAGUCGCUUUCCCUGGCUCCUGGCCCUGGCAGGUGUCUCUGCAGCGCAGCAGAGGCUCCCACUUCUGUGGGGGCUCCCUGAUCAACGAGGACUGGGUGGUCACUGCCGCUCACUGUGAAGUCCGCACAUCUCACCUGGUUGUGGCUGGAAUGUUUGACAAGAGAUUAAAGAAGAAUGUCCAGGUGCUGAGGAUUGCUCAGGUGUUUGAUCACCCUCAUUUUAUCAACCACAACUCAAGCAAUGACAUCACCCUGCUGAAGCUGGCCACGCCCGCUCGCCUCUCUGAGACCGUGUCCCCCGUGUGCCUGCCCAGUGCUCAGGACAACUUCCCUGCUGGGUCCCUGUGUGUCAUCACGGGCUGGGGCAGGACCCAUUACCAUGGUGACAUGCUGCAGCAGGCCAACGUGCCGCUCUGGUCCAACGCGGAGUGUGUGAGCCUCUGGGGAAGCAAUAUCACCAACACCACGAUCUGCGUGGGGGGCAGUGGUUUUGCUGCCUGCAAGGGCGACUCUGGCAGCCCCGUGGUCUGCCAGAAGAACGGAGCCUGGACCCUGGUGGGCGUCGUGUCCUUUGUCAGUGCUAACUGCCUCACCAGUUUUCCUACCGUUUGCACCCGUGUCACAGAGUUUAUUCCCUGGAUUCAUGAUAUUAUAACUAAAAACUAAGCUCUC